Musca domestica (house fly) is the source of this 3144-nucleotide messenger RNA. RefSeq names its product ras guanine nucleotide exchange factor P. The transcript is spliced from 9 exons. Lineage: Eukaryota; Metazoa; Arthropoda; Insecta; Diptera; Muscidae. The coding region runs from base 464 to 2641 and encodes 725 amino acids. Gene Ontology annotation, molecular function: nucleic acid binding. The record is from RefSeq and is a predicted model, not a curated record.
AGCCGCAAACAAAUUAGCAAAACUGGAGUUGGAGCAGUGUUCACGUAAACUAUCAAACGCCAACCUAUCGAUUGCAGACGAAGAAUUUAUAUACAACGUCAACUGUGACAUUGAACACUUUAUAAAGCAAAGGCACAACAACGGUGUUUUACUAUUUCCACCAGUUAACAAUUUCCGUCGAUUCCUAAUACAUCAGGCAUGUGAGAAUUUUCGGCAAAAAUAUGACAUAUUUACAUUUUCUGUGGGACAGGGUCCUUUCCGCCGAACAGUAGUCUGUUUCAAAAAUCAACUAAUAGAUCCUCAGAAAUUUACGGAUAAUGCAGCGAUAAAUUCUAUCGAAACACGCCACAAGCACAACAGUAACCCAAUAAAAAGUUGGCGAUCGGACAAACGACAAAGUGAACCUCUCAAUAUCUCCACCAACAAUAAUAAUUCAUCAAACAAUAUUAAGCGAGAGAAAAAAAUGGGAGUCGAAAGGAAUUUAAUUGAUGUUAAAUUAAAUAAAUCUAACAGCCUAGACUUGUAUCGACCACCGGCAUUGCGAAACAAUGUCAGCGAGUCCUCGUCUAGGAUGUUAGCAUGUAAUGCAACCGAGACAUUUCAUGACAUUCAUUCCUCUUCUGUGACGUCGGAAUCGCUUGCUACCUCGAUAUCGUGCAAUAACUCACCAAUACAUAGGAAAACGAAUACAAACGGCAUUGUGGAUAUUGCGACCUCGACACAACAAAAUGGCUUCGACUCAAAUCCACAAAAACACCACCAACAACAACAAUCACAAGAGGCAGCCGACGAAACAUGUAAACCACCGCAAAGACAACAACAGCAAUCCAGACGUGAACGACGUCCAGAUAGAGCUGUUUAUAUUCCAAGGGCACGACGUAGUCAAACAACUCCACCAACCACAACACCAACUCAGCAAGCACCACCACCACCAGUAGUACCAGUAGUAAUGCCAUCUAUAUCGGCACAAGUCCCAAGAGAAGCGAAUGGGAAUACGGCUGCGGCAACAACAAUAACCACUGCAAACCAUACAAGCAAAAGUCUAAACCAAAACCAACAAUUGGCAAUUACUUUAGCCGACACAACAGCUGCUUCAGUCACCGAUAAGCCAUCGUCUAAAACGGACGAAGUUGGCAAAACAGCGGGCCUUAAUAGCGCAGCAACAAAGAAAAGAGAAAAACCAAGUAAAGAAACGCGAGAACGUCGAGAACAUCGCGCUUCGAAGAAAUUAUUAUCUGCUCAGCCGCAAAUAAUACAACCAAAUAAUGAUUCUAAAAAUAGUGUGAAGUCGAAUGAGAAUGUGAAAAAUAUAAACAGCAAAACAAGUGAUGACGAAUUACCCUCACAGACAGUCGUAGUAAUUGCCCAAAGAGAAAAAACACCUCCACCACCAGCACAAUCGUCUAUCGCAGAUGUAAAUUCUAUUAACAGUUCUAGUGAACAAACGAAUAGUUCCGUUGGCAAGCUGUCGGACUGUGAUACAGAAGAACAAGAAGACGAUUUGAUAAUAAAUAAAUCGGACGGUAUUGAAUCGAAUCGGGAAUCGCUAGUACUAAAAAAAUGUUUGAAUUACAACCAAAACGAUAAUUUUGUUAUAAACGAGUUUGUUGAGACUCAAUUACUGUCUGUACCUACUGACACUGUUAGUAAAAAUUUCGCAAACAUAUCCAACUCUCUCACAAACAUUACCAACGAUAUUACCACAAUGCCCAAACCAAACAAGCAUAAAAACAACAGUAACAAGACAUCCAAUGCUGUGGAUAAUGCCAAGAUGCCUAAUUUACGUAUUGAAGAUGUUGCAGCAACAAAAACACCCAAAUGUGAUAUUGAAGAACAGGAAUUGCAACGUGCAUCAAAGGAAAUCAAUCGUAGCAACCGUCGUAUUAUGAAACAAACAUUUGUCUCGGACGUUCUACAAAUUCCCGAUCAUAUUGCCGAAGAUGAUGACGAAUUGAAAACAAAAACUAUAUCGACAGCAGCCAAGAAAACUGUAACAACGCCAAAGAAGCAGUUAGCUGAGAGUAAUUCCGAAGAAGACGAUGAAGAAGAUGACUGGGAAAAAAUGUACGAUGAAAAUGGCGAAUGCCUAGAUCCAAAAAUCAUGCAAGAACUGACGGCAUCGGUGGGCAAGUGUAAAAUUGAAUUGCCAAAAAUGGAUUACAGCGCCUUUUUAACCAAACAAUCUAUAUUGAAUGACGAGGAAUUCCCACACGUUUUGGAGGUGUCCAAUUUUCCAGUGGAAUUUAAAAAUCAGGACUUGUUGAUGAUUUUCUCUCAAUACAAGGAAUCUGGGUUUGACAUCAAGUGGGUCGAUGACACACAUGCCUUGGCUGUGUUUAGUAGUUCUCGCAUUGCUGCCGAAGUCCUUACCAUGGGACACCCUUUUGUGGUGUUAAAGCCAUUGGCUGAGGCAACACUUGAAUCUCGUGUAAAGGCUAAGAAAUGUGCCGCAUCAUUACAGCCAUAUCGCCCCCGCCCCGAAACAUGUGCAGCACUAGCCCGACGUUUAGUAACCGGGGCCUUAGGAGUAAGACUUAAAACUGCCGCUGCUGAGAGAGAAAAUGAAAAACGCGUUUUGCGCGAAGCCAAAGAACGUAAAUUACUUGCUGCCAAACAACGAGAUGAAGCUUGGGAAAGCUGAAAACAUUCUUCAACUAUAAAAUAGUGCAAUGGAAAAUAGUGGUAGCUCAUGAUGAUAUUCUGCCAUCCAUUUAGUAAUAAAAGUCUUCUUGAUAAGUAGUAGAAUAAGUCUGUGCGCAUAUGUAAUAUAUAUAUAUAUAUAUAUAUAUAUAUAUAUAUAUAUUAGGUGAAUAAUUACAUACAUUCAUGUAUGAUAUUUGGCUUAAGUUUAUAUAAUUGUGUAUGUUAAAGUUAUUGUGCAAAUGAAAUGUAAAUUCGAUCAUUUGAAUUAAGUUUCAGUACAUUUUUCAUAAAUAAUCUCAUUUUGGAAGAAUUGCAUAAACCAUUGUUUAAACACACUGUGAAAAGGAAUACAAAAUUAUAACAACCAUUUAUUGUCUUCUAUUUAUUUUACAAUUUUUUUAUUUACUUACAAUUGUACAAACGAAAACUGUAUGAACAUUUUAAAUAAUAUUAUGAUCCAAAAAGUGCAUAUACAAUAAAAAUUAUAUAAAAAGAUAAAAA